AUGUUGUCAUUUGAGAGUUUCAUCAAAUGGAUCACACCGAACUGGUUAUCAUGGUUACUGUAUGCUAGGAGACUUUCGAAGGGCAAAGUUGGAGAAUUGAUACCCUACUCUCCACCGGCAAACUCUUCCAAUUACCUGGAUUACGACUGUCAAAUGGAGCUCAAACUUAGGGGGAAAAGCUCAUUGCUUACUAGUUUCGUCACCAGUUUGUUUACAAGAAAAUCUGAUGUACACGUAGAAUAUGAAAGUGAGAAGGAGCCAUUCGGCCCCCAAACAUUUGCAUAUGAUGCCGUCAGCAAAUGGUCAAGUGAAAAGUACAAUGAGAUUACAUGCUCAGCAGUGUAUUCUUACACUGAAUGUAGCGUUUUAACGAAAUGGCCACAAGAAGUUCGUGAUCCAUUGCUCAGAGAAAUUUAUUUCAAGUUUACUCCACGGUGGUGGUCAUCGUGGAAAUGGUUCAAGGGAAGAAUCAAGGCUUUCUUCAAAUGGAUCACACCGAGUUGGCUAUCAUGGACAUUAUGGCUUUCGCGGUUUUCAUAUGCGCCCUUAUCCAAUGUUAAAGACUUGGUGUGUAUAAUUGAUUACGACUGUAACUUGGAACUCAAACUUGCUGGCAAAUCCAUUAAACUGGUCGAAUUUUUCUUAUCAUUCGCAGGUGGAAAAGAUCUCCAACUAAAAUAUGAAAAUGAAACAGAACACUUCGAUGCUGUACAGUUUGCAAGAAAUGCCGUCAGCUCGUGGUCAGAAAAGCAUGAACAGAUCAAAAAGCAAAAGAGGUUUGGUUGCUACUACCACAAAAAGGAGUUGAAGCACUCUGUCGCCUGUAUUUUUGCAAACUGA
Molecule: messenger RNA, 840 nt
Organism: Necator americanus (New World hookworm)
Lineage: Eukaryota; Metazoa; Nematoda; Chromadorea; Rhabditida; Ancylostomatidae
Exons: 9
Coding region: 1-840 (279 amino acids)
Source: RefSeq, a predicted model, not a curated record